CUCUCUCUCUCUCUCUCUCUUCUUCUCUCUCGUAAUGCUUCUCUGUGUUUAUAGAGGACUUCUCUGUACCUUCUUCGAUCCCAUAUUUUAAACAGCACAACUCUCUCUCUCUUCUCUUUCUCUCUCUACUGCAUGUCUCGUCAUCCAUUUCACACAGUACACACAAAAACACGCACAUGGAUUUCUCUCCAGUCUAUUGUACUUUAUGCGCAUAAAAAAGCUGAUAGUUUGGUAGCAAAGUCCAAACCGCUUGAAGAAACUAUGGAAGAGGUUAGAAGCUUUCCCCCACGAAUUAAUGGCUUCUGAAAAAAGGAAUAUUCUUCGCAGAAAAUCCCUAACCAGAUCUACCGCUCUCCGCCGCCGCCGCGCUCCUCUGUGUUUUCAAUUUCGGUUUCGCGAUCUGAUUUAGGUAUCUGAAGGCACGUGCGCGCCGCUGCAGGAGGGUUGAGAUUUUUUUUUUUUGGAAAAAAAAAAUUAGGGCUUUCUAAUUUUUUUUUUUAAUUUCAUUUUUAUUCGGAAGAGAGAGAAUCCCUUUUUUUCAUUUUGGUGGUUUCUGUAUGGGGAGUUGUGAAGAGGAGGCCAACAAUGGCAUUGACCCGACGGUGGGUGGGUUGGUUUGGGUCCGCCGCAGAAACGGGUCGUGGUGGCCGGGUCGGAUUCUUGGGCCGGAUGAACUCCCUGAGGGGUGUGUGCCUACACCGAGAUCAGGAACCCCUGUUAAGCUCCUUGGCAGAGAAGAUGCUAGUGUUGACUGGUACAAUCUGGAGAAAUCGAAACGAGUGAAAGCUUUUCGCUGUGGCGAAUAUGAUGACUGCAUCGAAAAAGCAAAGGCGUGCGCUUCUUCUCUUCCCUCGAAGAAGGCAGUUAAAUACGCUCGAAGAGAAGACGCCAUUCUUCACGCACUCACUAUUGAAAAUGCCCGUCUCGGAAAAGACACGCAGAACGAGCAGCAAGAACACCACCCGAACGAAGAUUCACCGCCUUCUUCAUUACAACAUCCUAAUCAAGAAAGCAAAGCCAUAGACAAUGCUUCGAGCAGCAGAUCAGAAGUCGAAUCGGAUUCGGGCCCGGAUCUGGCCCGUUCCGGAGUCUCGUUCGAGGAUCCGGGUCAAGUCGACCGGGUUGAAAACGGGUCGAAGCGGUGGAGAACUCCGAACGAUUCUGAGGAAGACGGGACCGAAGGAGUGAAGAAGCGAAUGAGAGGGCUCGAAGACUUGGGAAUGAAUGUGAAGACAUCAUCUAAAGUUGGCCAUGCUAAUGAGUUCUUGAAUAAAAGGAAGAAUCGAAGACGAGCUUUGGCCAAAGUGUUGGAGUCUACACCUGCAGUGUGUGUUCCCGUUUCUUGCGAGGAGCUAUCCAGUCCAAAUGAGAGCAAGGUUUCUGGAUUGGAAUCGAAGCAAUCAAAUAUUAAUGGCUCAUUAGUGAUGAACAAUAACUCAGAUAGUACUACUGGAGUUUCGUACGAGAAUGGAUUAUCGCUGAAUAUAUCUACGCACGAAGAAGAUGCUUCCCUCGUAUCAAAAUCGAGGGAGAAUGAGAUUUCGAGCAUGCCUGAAAUUCCCGAGAAUGAAUCUUCCGGAAGGUUGUUCGAUGUGCCUCUUUUAGCUGAAGACAAGCACUUUACGAAAGGUUUAUCAUUGGGAAACGAGGAGCACAAUGAGACGUGUUCGACUAGCUCCGAUUUCCAUAAUAACCUCAGCCAGAAGUUAGAGAAAUCCACUUCCGAAUGGCAGUUAAAAGGGAAGAGAAAUUCGAGGCCGAGGAAAAUCGAAGUUGACAACGAGGCUCAAACACUUUUGGCGGCAACAGCCAUUAGUGGGGACCACCACUUUCUUACAGGCUCGAGCCCAAAUAGCGGGCCCCACAAAAUCGAGGCCGAGGAAUUUCGUGGAUGGAGCUGGAACGCCCCUCGUGGGGAUUCCCAGAGACCUCUACCGUACCGUCAGUCCCGUUUCACGGUCAACCCAAAGUACGACUCCUCUGACUUUUCUCUCGGCCCCCACCACAGCAAUGCUGCCGGGGCCGCCUUGUAUGAAGUCAAAGUCAGUGUGGAGGUCAAGACCGGGGGCUCCAAUCGUCCGCAGCACGUACCUUAUAUUUCACUCAUGAGCAAGUCGAAUGGCCGGCCGAUCGUGGGCCACCCCCUCUCGAUCGAGGUUUUGAGUGACGGUCAUAUCCUCGAGUGUUACAGCAGCAGCUCCGAGCCUGCGCGCAGCAACCUUAAAUAUGUAUCCGGUUCUCGAGGUGGUGCUGACGUGGCAUGUGGAAGGAAGCCACGUGGCAGCCCAGCCGUUAGGAGUCGCUCUUUGGCAAAAUCUCGAAAAUCAAAACGGAACGGACUGUUGUCGAAGAAGAUCCGGAAGCUGUCCUCGCUGAGUGGGCCCCACGGAGAAAGCCAUCAACAGUAUAAGACAAAAACGGGUGUGGAGAAGGUGUCGAAGGGUCCUUCGGUAGCUUGUGUUCCGCUUAAUGUGGUAUUCAGUCGGAUUAACGCUGCGUUAAACAGCUCGAUCAGACAUGCUCCUCGUUUUUCUUGAGUUGUUUCUUUGGUCAAAAUGAAAGUAUAAUCGGUUUUACCGGCACUGUGAAUUCUGUCCUGAAGGUAAAAGAAAAAGGCUUUUGUAAAUGAUAAGUACUUUUGACAAUUUACUAUGGAAGUGUUACUGAGCAUUAAUCUGAUAUUAAGCUGCUGCUUUGGAUGUAUAUAUACAAUACUGUAAAAUUUAGUUCAGACUUUUGAUAAUCUGAUAAUGAACUUUGUU
Molecule: messenger RNA, 2762 nt
Organism: Erythranthe guttata (spotted monkey flower)
Lineage: Eukaryota; Viridiplantae; Streptophyta; Magnoliopsida; Lamiales; Phrymaceae
Source: RefSeq, a predicted model, not a curated record